CCGGAGACCACCACUUCGGCGAGCCCACCUCCCCGAGGCCGUGGGGGGCGGCGUCGAGACGAUGACCACGCCGUCGUCGUCUCUUCAGAAUUCAAAAAUUCUCAAGCAAAUAUUUGCACUUUAUAGUUUCUAGUCAACAAAACAAUAGUAAAUGACGGCAGAGUAGCUAGCUCCUCUGGGUGUCAAGAGCGCAGCAACAAUGCAACAGUUUCUCAAUUGUUACACACAAAGAUACACCAAAUGAUUUCCCUAGAGCAACAAGAGGCUGAUAAUACCAUUAUGUAAGUUGUAAAUGUUUGUUUUAAAUUUAUAUUGUGAAAAACCCAUGACUACCAUGCUGUUGCACUUUGAGCAGGCACAGAUUUCUGCAUUACAUGCCUUGUGGCAAAAUGACUUUUAAGAUAGCAGCUGAUCAAAGCUCAGAAGGAGCUUCAUUUAUGGAAAUCAGAGACCUUUUAAUUUACUUGGUGUUUAUGACUCUGCUGGCGGUUUUUACUUUUGGAGUCUAUUCUCAAAACUCAUUUCAUCUGAAUAAUGCAAUUGCAAACAGUUUUAUUCACCAACCUUACUUCUGUGAGGAAGAACGGACAAAUAUUUUCAAUGUUUCAUCUGUUGAUGAGCUAUGGUGUUACAUGAAUAAACGUUUCAUAGUAACGCUUCAAGAUCAUCCAUUUUGGGGCCAAAUUGGCACCAAGAACGAAACAUAUUUGCUUCGACCACCACGUGUUAGACAAGUUCGAGUAGUUGAAGAGGACUGUAUUGUACCUGUUGCAGCUACUGGAUGUUUUGGAAAAUUUUCCAGUGAAAAUGAAGAUAAAAGUUCUUUUAAUUUGGCAAAUGACACAUCUUGGGUUUACAAUUCUCCUGACAAAAUGGGCAACAUCUGGUUUAGAGGACUGAUUUCCUACUAUAAUUCAGCAGGCUACUACUUUUCAUUGAUUGAUGCUGACCAACUAUCUUACUAUGAGGAAAAUAAUUGGAUUGAUGAACAAACAAGAGCAAUCUUUAUUGAUUUUACUGUCUACAACAUAAACAUUAAUUUGUUUUGUGUUUGUCAAAUUUUAUUUGAGCUGCCUCCCUCAGGAGGCAUCACACCUUCUUAUCUAUUUUCAACUGUUAAACUUAUUCGUUACAAUGAUGAGUAUGACCACAGAGUUAUGGCAUGUGAAAUACUGUUUGCAGUAUUUUGCAUAUACUAUUCAAUCGAAUUAAUUUGUGAUAUAAUAUAUUUCAAACUUAACUUCUGGAGAAAACUGGAUAACUGGAUUGACUCACUAAACUUGGCUUUAUCCUGGUCGAGUGUUUGGGUACUCAUAUACCGCUAUGUCAUCUGCCUCUCAAUUUUGCAAAGAGAUGCAUUACGAGGGAUACAGGAACUACCAGACUACCAACAUCUGAAAUACAUUCAUCUCACUGCUGACAGAAUCACUGCAGUCACACUAUUCUGCAGUUGCUUCAAACUUUAUAGGUUCCUCCAUUUUGAUACUAUUCAACAUAUUUACACCACAAUAAUGUACUGCAUGAAAGAUAUGAUCAGUUUUGCCUUCCUAUUCUUUAUCAUACUCCUAGCAUAUGCCCAGCUGGGCACACUUCUCUUUGGUAAUUUUGAUGAAUCAUACAGAAGUAUUGCAGAGUCGUCUUUCACUUUGCUACGAAUAAUGAUGGGUGAAUUCCACUACCAAGAAAUCACAAAAAUUCUUUGCCUUAUUGGUCCUAUUUACAUUGUCAGCUUUGUUAUGUUUGUAGUCUUUUUACUUUUGAACAUGUUUCUUGCAAUUAUUAAUGCCACAUACUCUGUUGUUUCAAGUAAUGUAAAGGUGACACGUAAGUCAGAAUAUCGUCCUUUCAUGAAGCACUGUCUUUAUCUCAUAUCAAGUAAGUUCGAGCCAAAGACUCCAUCAAAACCCAAGGCAAUGAAUAAUAGCGAUAAGAUUACGGAACUCAUGAAGAGAAGUGGAUUCUCUGAACUAGAAGUUGAUACCUUCUUUUCCCGGUAUACUGUUGAUAAUGAUAGGGAGGUUGCGGACAUUGUGUUUCAGAGAGUUGUCCACCAGAAUGUUGGAGUGCAGCAUUACCUUAAGUUGAAGUCAAGGACAAAAACUAUUAACAAUAGUGUGCUUCAAGCCAUCAAGAAAAAAGAGCUCUUUUUAGAUCAGGUUGGAAAAUUAAUGCGAGCUUAA
Molecule: messenger RNA, 2180 nt
Organism: Frankliniella occidentalis (western flower thrips)
Lineage: Eukaryota; Metazoa; Arthropoda; Insecta; Thysanoptera; Thripidae
Product: polycystin-2-like
Exons: 2
Coding region: 375-2180 (601 amino acids)
Biological process (GO): detection of mechanical stimulus
Cellular component (GO): membrane
Molecular function (GO): calcium ion binding; calcium channel activity
Source: RefSeq, a predicted model, not a curated record